GAAUAAUAACGUAGGCAACGCUUCAGCUCAGUGAAAUUUUAUUAGUGUUUACAUUUUCCGGUUUUUGGCGGGAUUUACAAUGCUUGUGCUGCCUGUUACGGCUGGGAGACGAAACAAAGCAAGUUCCAGAGGUCAAUUCAUUGAUAAGGGAGGGGGAGGGGUCAAUUUGCUAAACUGUGAUUUCAUGGAAUGAGUUUGAAAGGUGCCUCGCGUGUGUUUGGUAGUUGUCAUUAAUUUAUUCCCUGUGUGUCUAUGCGCAGUUUCCUCGCUCGUCAACCGAGAGAACUGGGAGCGAGCCUGCUCAUUGGCCAAGGCACUUGUGACACAGCAGAGCUCUCGACAAGCGCCUGUGUUCCAGACAGCAGGCGCGAAGUCGCGCGCGCGCGAUGAGCGCGUCGAGGAAGCGCAAGGCAUCCUCGCCGCCGCCGGCCUCCGGCAAGAGGAAGGACUCACCGUGUGUUCCAGUCGACUUCAGUCAGUUUAUGAAGGCGGGGACGCUGGCGAGGAUCGUGGUCAGGAACUUCAUGUGCCACGACAUGCUGGUGGUGCAGCUGAAGAGCGGCAUGAACUACCUGAUGGGCCGCAACGGCAGCGGCAAGAGCGCCAUCCUGACGGCCGUGGUGGUGGGCCUGGGCGGCAAGGCCAGUGUCACCAACCGGGGCAACUCUCUCAAAGAGUUCAUCAAGAAAGGCCAGAACUUCUGCUCAAUUGAAAUCACAUUGAACAAUGUUGGCAUGGAUGCAUACAAGCCAGAAGUGUUUGGAGACAAUAUAGUCGUCUUCAGGGCCAUCAACAGCUCCGGGGUGUCUGCCUACAAGAUCAAGUCAUCAUCAGGGGAGCUGGUGAGCAACAAGCGGGACGAGCUGGAGAAGAUAGUGACUGCCUUCAACAUCCAGGUGGACAACCCAGUGUGCGUGCUGAACCAGGACACUGCACGCACCUUCCUCAACUCCAGCGACCCUCGCGACAAGUUCAAGAUGUUCGUGCGCGCCACCUACCUGGAGUACAUCCAGCGCUCCCUGGACGAUGCGCUGGAGUGCGUCUCCAAGUCCCGCACCAUCCUCAAGAAGAAGACUGAGGCGUUCCGGUCCACGGAGAAGGAGAUGAAGGCGCUGGAGGACAAGUGGAACCGUGUGCAAGGGCUCCAGACGCAUCAGGAUCGCUGCGUGGCUCUGCAGAGUGAGCUGCCCUGGGCCCAGGCUGCGGAGGCAGAGUCGGCAGCGCAGAGCGCGUCGGAGGAGUUGGAAGCCGUGCGCAAGACCACGGAACAACUGGAGAGUCAGGUGGAGGCGCUGAACAAGCAGAUCUCGGAACUGCAAGCAGCGAAGAGCUCGCUGGGCCAGAAGCUGGACGACUACCGGAACGAGCGCGACGUGCUGGAGGUGCAGACCCGGCGGCUGCGCGCACAGCUGCAGGAGCGCAAGCGCGAGCGGCGCGAGAUGGCCCAGGCCGCGCAGGUCCUGGAGGACAGGAUCCUGCAGCACGAGGAGAACGCUGCGGCCCUGCUCGCCCAGAUCAGCGACAUCCAGGCCAGGUCUGAGGGGCAGGACCAGCGAGAGAGGGAGCGCGUGUCCCAGGAGCGAGCACGCCUGCAGCAGCAGCUGGAGAGCUUGGCGGUGGUGGAGGGCACGUGCCAGGGAAACUCCCGCAGCCUGCAGGCUCAGCUGCUCAGGGCUCGUGAGGAACUGGCGCAGCUUCAGCGUGAGAAGCUGGUCCUCUCCUCUAGCAUGAAGCGGACACAGCAGGACCUGGCGUCGGUGCGCAGCAGUGCGCGCAACACGCUGGCCGUGUUCGCGCAGUGGAUGCCGGAGCUCGUGAGGCAGGUGGAGGCGGCCUUCAGAGCGAGGCAGUUCUCCAAGAGGCCGGUGGGUCCGCUGGGGGCGUACAUAGAGACGAAGGAUGCCACGUGGAAUGCUGCUAUCGAGAGCUUCGUGAAGUACGGCUGGCUGACCAGCUUCUGCUGCAACAACUCCGAGGACGGCCGAGUGCUGGACCGCAUCAUGGGCCAGGUGGUCCCUCGCCACGGCUCCAAGCCCAUGAUCGUCAUAUCUGCCUUCCUGGACCGGGUGCACGAUGUGUCGGCCAACAAGGUGUGCCACCCCACCCACAGCAGUCUGCUGGACAUGCUGAGGAUCAAGGAGGCGGUGGUGGCUAACUGCCUGAUCGACAACCUGGAGAUAGAGCGUGUGCUGCUGGUGCCCACGGACCGCGAGGCGUGUGCCCUGAUGGAGCGCCGGGAGAGCGUGCCUCACAACUGCCGCCGCGCCGUCACCAAGCGCGGCUACGAGUACCUGCACAGCCCGUACCGCUCGUACGGCCCCGCCAACAAGAACCUGCAGGCUCGCUUCCUGCAGGUCUCCAUGGACCAGCACGAGAGGAACCUGGAGCAGGAGGCGGAGGAGCUGCGAGGCAAGCUGGCGCGGGCGGACCAGCAGCUGAGCGAGGCCGCUCGCAAGCUGCGCUCCCUGCAGUCCCUGCUGGAAGACAACAGCAAGCAGCUGCGCUCCGUGACCAGGCAGCUGCACGACUCCCGGGCGGCCAUCGACCAGCUGUCCUUCGAGGAGCCCCAGGCCGUCAGCGUGGACCACCUGAGCCGAGAGAGAGAGGCGUGCGUGGCGGAAGUGGAGAAGCUGCGCCGGCAGCGGGAGACAGUGUUGGAGGCUCAGGAGCCAAUCAAGAUGCUGGUGGACCAGCUGAAGGUGCAGCUGGAGAAGACGGAGCGAGGAGUCGGCGACCGCCUGUCGCCCGUCUCCAUCAAGGCGGAGAUGGAGCGCCUGGAGGAACAACUGCGCGGGCUGCAGGCGGACGCGGGCCACAGGACCCGGGAGGUGCGGGAGGCCCGUCGCAGGUUCGAGUCCCUGCAGGGGCAGUUGCAGGCGCUGCAGGAGGCUGCCGGCCGAGCUCUCCAGCAGGCGAGAGACAGCGGUCCACGCAUCGAGGUCACCAGGAGCGCAGAGAGCUUGCAGCAGGAGCUGAACAGCUGCCGUCGCUACAUCGACGGGGUGGCUCAGGAGCUGGGAGACUUUGAGGAUAUCCAGCGCUCCUACCUGGCCUACAAGAACAAGUUUGGCGAGAUACGCUCCACACUCAGCACCUUAGCUUCCAAACUGAAGGACACGGAGGAUCGGCUGAAGCUACGGGAGAAGGUACACGAGCGCGCCAAGCGAAGCUUCUCCACCAGCAUGAACUACUGCUUCAUGUCGCUGCUCAACAGCGCAGACUUCAAGGGAAAGGUGAGGAUCAACUACCAGGAGAAGACUCUGGCGCUGGAAGUGCAGCCGCCCAGCAACAAGGCCUCGGGAGAACAGUGCUGCACCGAGUCACUGUCGGGGGGCGAGCGCUCCUACUCCACCGUCUCCUUCAUCAUGGCGCUGUGGCAGAUCGUGCGCCCGCCUUUCUACUUCCUCGACGAGUUCGACGUGUUCAUGGACAAGGUGAACCGCAACACCGUGCUGAAGCUGCUCCAGACGUAUGCAGACAAGAACAAGAGCUCGCAGUACAUCCUGCUGACGCCCCUGGACCUCGCCUCUGUCAACACGGCCAACACUCACGUGUACAAGUUCGACGACCCACGGCCGUGAUCAAGUUGCUUCUUGGCGUUGACUUUGUGUGUGUUCAUUGAUGUUUGCCUUUCCAGUUUUGUAUUUUUGGAAUUUCUUAAAAUUGAAGCAAUUUCUUACAAUGUGUAGUUAUUAUAUUAGACACAUGCAUAUACAUAUAACAUUGUCAAUGUGAAUAUUUUGUAAUUGGUUAUUAAAAUUUUGAAUUGUAAAUAAAAAAUUUUAAAUACAAA
Bacillus rossius redtenbacheri is the source of this 3793-nucleotide messenger RNA. RefSeq names its product structural maintenance of chromosomes protein 6 (gene SMC6). Gene Ontology annotation, molecular function: damaged DNA binding; single-stranded DNA binding. The coding region runs from base 387 to 3581 and encodes 1064 amino acids. Gene Ontology annotation, biological process: double-strand break repair via homologous recombination. The record is from RefSeq and is a predicted model, not a curated record. NCBI's taxonomy places the organism in Eukaryota, Metazoa, Arthropoda, Insecta, Phasmatodea, Bacillidae. The transcript has 20 exons. Gene Ontology annotation, cellular component: nucleus; Smc5-Smc6 complex; site of double-strand break.